Molecule: messenger RNA, 2142 nt
Organism: Pseudophryne corroboree (corroboree frog)
Lineage: Eukaryota; Metazoa; Chordata; Amphibia; Anura; Myobatrachidae
Product: troponin C, slow skeletal and cardiac muscles
Exons: 7
Coding region: 134-619 (161 amino acids)
Cellular component (GO): myosin II complex
Molecular function (GO): calcium ion binding
Source: RefSeq, a predicted model, not a curated record
CCCAAAAAGGGUGGGCCAGUUAUUGUUAUGUGACAUCAGUGUGUGACCAGAGAGACACUUUAUAAGCUGAGCUGUCUAUUGUUAUCCCAGCUGCACAGACCACUGCUGAUCCCGCUCUGCAAUCUCCCCCACCAUGGAUGACAUAUAUAAGGCCGCAGUUGAACAACUCACAGAAGAACAGAAGAAUGAAUUCAGGGCGGCUUUUGAUAUCUUCGUACAAGAUGCGGAGGACGGCUGCAUCAGUACAAAGGAGCUGGGGAAAGUCAUGAGAAUGUUGGGGCAGAAUCCCACCCCCGAGGAACUGCAGGAGAUGAUAGACGAGGUGGAUGAAGAUGGGAGCGGCACGGUAGACUUCGAUGAGUUUUUGGUGAUGAUGGUUCGGUGCAUGAAGGAUGACAGUAAAGGAAGAUCAGAGGAAGAGUUAUCUGAUAUAUUCCGCAUGUUUGACAAGAAUGCUGAUGGAUACAUUGACCUUGAAGAGUUGAAGAUUAUGCUACAAGCUACCGGGGAGACCAUAACUGAGGAUGAUAUCGAGGAACUGAUGAGGGACGGAGACAAAAAUAACGAUGGCAGAAUAGAUUAUGACGAAUUUCUGGAGUUCAUGAAAGGAGUGGAAUAAACAGAAGAUCCUGGAAGCUCCCCACCCCUCCCCAGACCCCAGACCGCUUCACUGGUUUAUGAUUAAGCAGUGGCAAACGCAGGAUUUGCAUGGGGGGGUUUCCAGAACUGGGCGGAGCCAAUCACGGGGGUGGGGACUGAGGUGACCCAGUAUAUGCUGGGUCCGUAAAACUAGUGUGUGUGUGUGUAUAUAUAUAUAUACACACAUAAAUAUACAGUAUACAUAUAUCUACACACACACACACACACACACACACACACACACACACACACACACACACACAUAUAUAUAUACACACAUACAUAUACACGGGUGGUCUUCAGUAUGCCGGCGGUCGGGCUCCCGGCGACCAGCAUACUGGCGCCGGGAGCCUGACCGCCGGCAUACCGACACUUAUUCUACCUCGUGGGGGUCCACGACCCCCCUGGAGGGAGAAUAGAAUAGUGUGGAGCGCGUAGCGUGGCGAGCGCAGCGAGCCCGCAAGGGGCUCAUUUGCGCUCGCCACACUGUUGGUAAGCCGGCCGCCGGGAGAUCGUAGUGAACCCAUAUACACAUAUACAUAGCAUAUUAAACAUGCAUACAUAUAUAUAUAUAUAUAUAUAUAUAUACACACACACAUACAGUACACAUAUAUAUACACAUGUAUAUAUAUAUAUAUCAUAUGUGUGUGUGUGUGUGUGUGUUUAUAUGUAUGUAUGUAUAUACAUGUGUAUAUAUGUAGGCACAUGGAUAUAUAUGUACUAUAAUUAAAAUAAAGUAAACUUUUAUUGCACUUGCAAGUGCCACCAGGAAGACAGCAGGCUGCAGAGGACGCUAGACAGUCAUUAAUAAUACUCAUGCAGCUAAAAGUAAAAAAAAAAAAAAAAAAAAAAUAUUUUUUUUUAGUGGAGGGGGGUUUCUGGGUACUCGGAAACCCCCCCUGGGUGCGCCACUGAUUAAGGACUGUUGUUUUAUCAACUUUCAUCAAAAAUAUUGAGAAACAGAUUUGCGUGGCUCCGUUGGCUGGCAAGACCCUUACACCGAGACUCCAUUGACCUCCGUAACUGACUUAUCUUGGAGGGCACAAUAAAGUAAUUUUCCAAAUUUCAUUAACACCCACAAUACAUCUACAGGGAAAAUAAACCAGUUCAACCGCAUUUCUAAAGUUGGAUUUCCCCUUUACCCUGUACAGAUAUAACAGCACAUAUUGGAGAAUCCUAAUUCCUGAGGUCUGUAUCGCGUGGUCUCUGGAACCGCUGUUUUCCAUUAUUCGAGGCGAUUGGUAGUAUGACUAUAAUAUGACUUUAAGCAUCUUUUUAAUCAAGUCCUAAAUGCACCAUAUCCAAAUGAAUCUAUUUCCUAUUUCUUUAAUACACAUUUAUUCGCUUGGUUGGGGAUUCAUCAUUGACAGCGGUGAUUAUCUCAGAUCUUGGAUACGUAAGGUCCACUCAAAUUUCCCAAACAUUUCAUAUCAGACACCAAUGCUGCCAACUUAUAACCUUGUUUUAAAAUGUUCAAACUGCAAAUAAACUGGUUUCCAUGAA